AUGGCGCAGCCUUUGCAGACGAAAAUCUACAGCAGCCAACCGGAGGCGCAAAAGGGUGCUGCCCCUGGGCUUGCCUACUUCCACAUUCCGUUGCCCGAGCACGCAAGCUUCGACUCGACAAAUUCCACCGGUGUGAGGCAGGAAGGCAUAAGCUCCGCGACGGUGAACUCUGGAUUUUUCACAACGAUGGUGGCAGCAGGGGACGUGAAGGCGGUUUUCACAGGCCUCUAUCAUCUCAAUGACUUCUGUGGCGAGUUGACCGGCGUACAUCUGUGCUAUGCCGGGGGCUUCGGAUAUCACGCAUACGGGAAGGCCGGCUGGUCUCGGAGGGCGAGAGUGGUGUUAGCUUCCCUCGAGAAAACACAGAAGGGGUCGUGGGGAACAGUCAAGUCCAUUAAAACUUGGAAACGACUCGAUGAUAAGAAGCUUAGUCUCAUUGAUGCUCAGGUGUUGUGGAGCAAGAGCUCCACCAAUAAGCAGCGGAUUCUGUGA
Salvia splendens (bonfire salvia) is the source of this 492-nucleotide messenger RNA. RefSeq names its product probable inactive purple acid phosphatase 29. The transcript has 2 exons. Gene Ontology annotation, cellular component: cytoplasm. The record is from RefSeq and is a predicted model, not a curated record. NCBI's taxonomy places the organism in Eukaryota, Viridiplantae, Streptophyta, Magnoliopsida, Lamiales, Lamiaceae. Gene Ontology annotation, molecular function: hydrolase activity, acting on ester bonds. The coding region runs from base 1 to 492 and encodes 163 amino acids.